AUAAUGGCUGAGUGUUGUUAGCUAUCCCAUUUGUGGGCCUAUAAAUUUAACAGUGUACAGUAAAAGUGACUAGAAAUGACUUCAGAUUCAGAUCAUGAGCAAAGCAAAGGGGAUAGCUGUUGCUUGGAUUUGAGCGUGGAAGUUUGUGAUUUUGAACCACAGACAGUAUAAAAGAUGGAGGUAGCUACUGUGACAUCACCCACUGCUUCUGCAGUCUUGUUUUGAAACCUCAAGAUGAGCGUUUUCCCCAUCACCGUCUUGAUUUCGGAAAAAAAAGGAUGUGAUGAGGAGUUUUGACUGUGAAACCACACACUCACUGGCAACCACAAGACAUUUUCACAGAUAAUUUGCCAUUUUGAAACAUGGUAUGAACAAGAUUUGCAAAAAUAGACUUUUUAGCAGGUUUAAAGCACUUCCUUCUUCCUAGCCAGAAACUACAUCCAUGUUUUAUACUGUCUAUGCUUUGAACACUGGCAUUGUGCGAAGGCAUGUAUAAUUUAGUUCCAUUUUUGCAUGAGAUCAUUUUUGCUCUUUGUGUUGGCUUUUCUUACAAGUCGCUAGUUUAAAGCUAAGCAUUCAGUGGGGUCAUAUUUUUCUCAAGGACUACAGCCAGCAUACACUGAUGCACAGUCAUAGCACUAUAUUAUGACUAUUUAGACAAGAUGUUAAUUCGCAGUUUGUACUGGAACAAUCUGAACACUUGCUAAUUCUGUGUAAUACAAGAAGGACCCUAGUAGUAUGUAACAUGCUUGAUUAAAUUUGACUGAUUAAUAAUUUACUGCUAUCUAAGGAAUUGUAAUGUUGCACCACUAAACAACAAGCUUAAACACACUGCUCACGUGCAGUGUUUUAAUUGUUUAGUUCCAUUUUUUUCAUAAAAACAUUAAACUGAUAACACAUAAGCUAAUAACACAUGAAAACGUGUUCACGUCCACAAAAUGAUCAUCUCCUUGUUCUCACAUUUUUCAAUUAUUUAUCCACUUCUUUUGCAUUUCUUCACAUGUUUCUUGUUCGUAUUUGUACUUCUUGCCAAUAACAGACCUUUUUGGAGUGCACUGAAUUGAAUACUUGGCUACAACAACCAUCACAGCAUUUGGCACACUUGACUAAUGGGUUCACAGUGUGGGCUGGUGUUUGAUGGUGGAGUUUUGCUGUUCCAAGUUCUUACAUGCUGAUUCAGUGGUGUGAUGCCGGGUCCAUUCACACUACAAGUCAACCAUUAUUGAUACCAACAGUAACACAAAUAGCAUAUUAACAAUACUGAAAACUUGUGUCCAUUGAGGAUUUUUUUUAUUUAAAUCAUCUCUAUCUAAUCAUUGUAGCAGUCUUUUUUUUUAAUUUCCCCAACAUCUUUUUUUUUUCGGGGAGAAGCUGGCAGGGUGCGAGCAGAUCAUGAUCUCAUAAAGAGUAACGCCAAUGGUUUGCAGUGUCAGCGUCCUUGUAGUAGAAGUGUUGUGUAGAUGCAUUAAAAAAAAUAUCAGACAAAAGUAAACACUGGCUCAUAAAAACAGAAUAGAGCCUUUGAAGAGGCAUUACGCAAAUGUUGUGAAACAUCUGCAGUGUUAAGUGCCUAAAAUACAAAUACUAACAUGUUGUAACUCUUGCAUGCCAGUAUUGGUCUAGCUAACAUAUAAUUUCGCAUAUAACUCAACAAAGUAGUCACUGUUCUUUGACUCAAAAUUCCAUUGGAAAGCUUUGUGCUUGUAAUCAGGCAGUGCCAUUUCACCACUAAAUCCAUGUAAAUCCUGUGUGUUAGGAUGGAUUUGCACUGAAGCGUGUGUUCGUACCAGGAAAUUCAAGCUGAAGGAAUCCCUCCCUCCUUCCUCCUUUUUUUUCCUUGUCCUAUUGGUCUCCUUUGACCUCUGAUUUAGUUUGCAUCAACUGGGCACUACCAGCCUCUGGAAUGGCACUACUCCCACGCCCACAAUGCCAUUUUGGGCCCAUUUGGUGAACUGAUGACUGAGGCCGACCUGAACCGAAUUGAGAAGCAAAUUGAGAACCUACAGGUUAUGCAUAAGGUAUCAGAAGUUGAGAAGGAACUGAGUGAAUUGGAGCAGGAGCUUCACCAGCUUCUACCAGUUUCUGCUGCUCUCAAUCAGGGGCACUUCUCAGUCAAUCCAAAGCAGGUGCAUGGCAAAGCUGAAGAUCUUCCAGCCUGGUGCAGCAAGAUUUCUACCCUCCUAAAGAGUAUGGCUAUCCUUCUUGCCACUCUGGGAGGCAAAGAGAUAGACAUCUUGGAUCUUAUAUGUCCUGGAUAUUCCCAAGAAGACACAAGAAAUGUGAGCACAGGUCAGUCAGUGGGAUCAGCUGGAAUUAUGGGACGCUCUCAAUCCUUUUCAACAAGAGAGGAUGUAGAAAAGGAAAUAAAGCAGUGCGGCGUUUCAGUGAAGAACCUAAAGGCUAAUUAUGAAGUUCAGAAUCAGCCACAGUCUGCAGAUAACCAAGCAAAUAGGGUUUACAAACGAAAGAGGUCACUCCCUGUGGUAAGUGAGUCUAGUUAUCAUCCAGAGACAGUCUGUGAGGAUGAGGUCCCUUGUUCCUCUGCUUCCAUACUGGAAUCCAAUACCAAUGGUGGUUUAACUUCAGUGGAGGAAUCAGUCUUGCCACUUGUUGAAGAACCAGCUAUCACCGCAUCUCAUGCUCCUAAGACAUAUAUGUCUUCUGAGGCAAUGGCGCCAACUAAUAUUGAACAGUUCAGCCAGGUUCUUUCUGCAGACCCUGUUUUAAAUAAUGAUCAACUAACAAGAAGCUUGGAGGUGCAGACAGAUCUAAGCUAUGUCCAGGAAUGUAUUGAAAUGAGGAAAGAAAGAAUUGUCUUCCUGUUCCUUGAACAUUGGCGGAAGUAUACAGUCUCUGAGUCUUAUCAGACUAGAUAUACUGGCAGGAGGCGAAAUCAUUUAGACGUGGACUGGGAGGACUACAGCCAAUUUAGUGCACAGAUUGGUGGAGAGAUGCACAGUGAAGACGAUAAACUCCUCCUAUUUAUGAAAUCAAAGCAGGUAGUAGGGAAUCUGAUUGGCCACUGGAGGGCAAUCAUGAGUCAAGUGCCCACACGCCAGAUCCGCCGGCUGAGUCGCGCUCAGAUGAUCUAUUGGCCACAGCAUUUCCUGCCGCACAUCAGCGGGUCAACUGUGAGCUAUGAAAGCCUAACUCUUGACCUUUUCAUGCUUGGCUAUUUCCAGCUAUUGGAAAUGAACAUGUCUCGAAGUGAGCGGAAAUUCCGACACCUUUUAUGCUAUGAGAUGUUUGACCGUCUUGGCAGCCAUAAAUGGGAGGUCAUAAGGCAGUUUCACAAGGAGGUCAUGGAGGAAAUUGAGUGCGAGAAGCGAGAUUGGGUGGAUGGUUUUGAGGACAUAAAAGUCAAGUACUUUGGAGACUCGGGUGAGGGAGGAGGCAUGCUGACAGCAUCGCUACAUUCCAUGUCUCCUGACAUGUCCAUAAUGCCAAUGCAGGAAACACUCCCUCCCCCACCAUCCCACCCACCACCUCCACCACCUCCUGAACUCCCACUUUCGAAUGCACACUCUGCACCACCUGCACCAUCACAACAACCGUCCUUACCAGUCUCACAUUCGGAGGUUUCUGAAGGUUCGUCACCUGCUGUGGCUCACGAUGGUCAGUGUGUGGAGCAGGAACCCCCCAAGGACUUAGUGGAGGACAGUGUUCAGGGGAAUGUCAGUUUAAAUAAGCCUGCAAUUUCUAAUGGGAAAGGUUCAGAGCAGGACCACAUGCAGGACUUGGCAAGCGUGCAACAUGUUGAAGCAACAGCUAAAGUUGAGACACUUCCAGACACAACAACACCAUGUCCAGUGAAAGAUGCCCAACCUGUUACUGUUAAAGUCAAAGAAGAACCCCACGUUGAUAAACCUCCACCCAAAGAAGAACCCAAUGAAGAUUCAAUUAAAGUCAUCUAUGAGCUUAAAGAGUUCAGCAAUGAGGAAAUCAUCAAAUACAUUGACCGAAGCUUUGCUUUUUGGAAAGAAAAGGAAGCUGAACUUUUUGAUAUCUAACAGCUAUGUAGGCUAAGGUUGUGCUGAAAGUUCACUGCUGAGAUCAAUUCUGGAAAACUAGCACGCACAGUGCAACAUGCUGACAAGAGAACCUAAUCUGCUUUGUUAAUGUUUAGGUCAUGUCACAUAAUGGACUUAACUGCAGCAAAGAGCAUCCAUGCUGCUGUGCUGACAUUACCGCUUCUGUAUGUUUAAGUGGAGGAAAGUAUGCAUUGUAUUACAAAAGAUGCACAUAUUGCGUGGAACCAAGAGCUUUUCAGAAAAAGUAUGAUUGAUUGCCACAAAACACAAGAAAAAAAAAGUUUUAAAGGAAAAGAUUUGCCAUAAAAAUCAAUGUUGUUUGUUUCUUUGGGUCAUCUUUGUAACGGGGAUGAUUAGUAAAACUCUGCAUAGUUGUUUUACACUGAAUAUUUCAGACUGCGUUUAUGUGAGGGUUUUAUCCCAUCUCAUUUUCAUACAGUAGGUGAUUAAUUGGCGUGGUAUAUGUAACGUGCAUAAGAACUUGUGGCUCACUUUUAAGUGACAGACUCAGGUCUAUAGAUAACAUUCAUAUAUUCCACUGACUUUAAAAAAUGACAUGGAAUUGCACACAGUUUUUGCUACAUAAAAGUUACAUUUCCAUUUAUCUUUCUUUCUAUGCACAUGAUCAAACGUGUCCCUUUUUCUCCUCUUUGUCACAUUUUUAGCCAGUUGGCUAUAGGACAGUUAAACACUGGCCUCAGUGAACUCACACAAAAACAGCAAGUGACAAACGUUGAGCAGCAUCUGGCCUCUGUUCUACCUUCAUUCUUGAUAAUUAGUGAAGGGGAAAAUGGCAUUACUGUCUAAAUGGUUCCUUUUUGCUUGAACUGAAAGAGAAAGUAGCUCAGUCUUUAGUGGGUUUGAAGUUUAGAACUACUUAGUGGUUCACAAUUGUCUUUGUUUAAAUCCGAGUGGAUUAUUUACUUAUAAGGUGUGCCUUUUAAUAAACAUUACAGAAUUGAUGAAAUAUGGUGAAAAUGGUUCAAAAGUUACAAUUUCUUUUCUCUGACCAUAUUUUAAAGUAUUCACCAGUCAAAGCUUUAACUUAAA
Pelmatolapia mariae (spotted tilapia) is the source of this 5081-nucleotide messenger RNA. Its product is annotated as espin-like protein. Gene Ontology annotation, molecular function: actin filament binding. Gene Ontology annotation, cellular component: cytoplasm. Bases 1956 to 4010 code for a protein of 684 amino acids. The transcript has a single exon. NCBI's taxonomy places the organism in Eukaryota, Metazoa, Chordata, Actinopteri, Cichliformes, Cichlidae. Gene Ontology annotation, biological process: actin filament bundle assembly. The record is from RefSeq and is a predicted model, not a curated record.